UCCAACAUGUCCCCCUCGGUCCCCUCCAUCACAAUCACAAACACCCAAGGCUCCUCCCGCGCAAUCUCCACAAACACCUUCGAUGCCUUCCUGCCCUCCACCCAUCUCACCACCAUGACCGACAUCGCCGCAGCCAAACAAGCCAAAAAAGACGCCCGCAAUCCCGUCAUUGUGCUCAAGAAGAGCAGCAAGCGCGUCAGUAAUGCCUUGAAGAUGAAGGUCAAGUCUAUGAGGACUAAGAGCAAGAAGGGGGGUGAAGAGGAGGAGGAGGAGGAGGAGGAGGAGGAGGUGGAGGUGGAGCUUUCGACGGGUGGCGAGUUCAAGGUUCUCAAGGUUGUCAAGGUUGAGAGGAAGUAA
Bipolaris sorokiniana ND90Pr is the source of this 357-nucleotide messenger RNA. RefSeq lists its product as uncharacterized. The transcript has a single exon. Lineage: Eukaryota; Fungi; Ascomycota; Dothideomycetes; Pleosporales; Pleosporaceae. The record is from RefSeq and is a predicted model, not a curated record. The annotation marks the transcript as partial.